UCGUUGCCGCUCAUCACCACCGCUUUUCUAAUCGUCUCCCGUACUUUUGCACCAACUGGUGGGAAGCUUCACUUUAAUGCAGAUGAGCGGUGGUCCGUCGGUCCAGUUCUAGUUUUUUUUUGAUAUCAAGACUGUUUCUUUGAAUGAAUUGCUUAACUUCUUCGACUUGGGAAGAUUUGAUGAUCGUUUGGUAAUUUAUUUUGUUGGUGGAUUUGAUGUGUUUGGGCGAAUUUUUUGUGAAUUCUGUUGAUGGCAGUUUAGAUGUGAUUGGGUGGUUUGGACCAAUUUGAAAACUUGCUCUUUCGUUUUGUUUGGAUUGGGGUUCUAAUAUCACUGGAGACUGGAGCUUGGGUUUUUAGAGGGUUCUAGGGUUUCUGAUUUGAGUGCAAGAUAUCUUUUCCUCAGGGUUGUAUUUUGUGUUUUUUUUUUAAAUUGGAAAAGGAAUAAAAAGUAUAAAUUUGGAACUGUUAAUCAAAUACGAGGAAAAGAUUGGUUCUUUCCAUUUUCUUGGAAAGUUUGUUUUUCUUUGAGACUAAACUAUCAGAGAUAUGGAAAUUUUUUCUUUUCUUUAUAUUCCAUUGCAAUUCUUUGCACCCAAAGAGAAGGUUGGAUGUAACUUUCAACUGUUGUUUUUUCUUCAAAAAGUUAUUGAGUUAAAUCCAAUUUUUGGAAUGCAGGUCGUUCUAAUUAUAAAUGCGUUUGUAUGUUGCAGAGUUUUUGAUGUAACAUGGGGUAUGAUUCUGGAAGCACCUCCCAUGAUGGCCGGGAUGAAGAUGAUGAGGAUGAAUAUGAGGAGGCUGGUGGGGGUAACCGUCUUUUGGGAUUUAUGUUUGGAAAUGUUGACGGCUCUGGUGAUCUUGAUGUUGAUUACCUUGAUGAGGAUGCAAAGGAGCAUCUUGCUGCGCUGGCUGACAAGCUCGGGACAUCCCUUUCAGAUAUAGAUUUGUCAGUGAAAUCACCACAUUCUUCUGUUGAUGCUGCUGAACAAGAUUAUGAUGAAAAGGCUGAAGAUGCAGUUGAUUAUGAAGAUAUUGAAGAGCAGUAUGAGGGACCAGAGAUCCAAGCUGCCACCGAAGAGGACUAUUUGUUGCCAAAAAAGGACUACUUUCCUUCACAAUUUUCUGUGGCUAAUUUGGAGAACAAAACUUCUGUGUUUGAUGAUGAAAAUUAUGAUGACGAUGACGAUGACGAUGACGGUGACGGUGAUGGUGAUGGUGAUAAUGAAGAUACUGAAAAACAACAUGAGGUGGUGGAUAAUAAUGUUGGAUUUCAAACUAUUUCUUCAUCAG
This is a messenger RNA of Ilex paraguariensis (yerba mate), 1289 nucleotides long. NCBI's taxonomy places the organism in Eukaryota, Viridiplantae, Streptophyta, Magnoliopsida, Aquifoliales, Aquifoliaceae. The record is from the annotation of a GenBank genome assembly.